Etheostoma spectabile (orangethroat darter) is the source of this 3760-nucleotide messenger RNA. It is a transcript of the gene cald1a, whose product is annotated as caldesmon 1a. The coding region runs from base 240 to 2120 and encodes 626 amino acids. The transcript has 16 exons. The record is from RefSeq and is a predicted model, not a curated record. Gene Ontology annotation, cellular component: actin cytoskeleton. Gene Ontology annotation, biological process: muscle contraction; angiogenesis; actin filament bundle assembly. Gene Ontology annotation, molecular function: actin binding; calmodulin binding; myosin binding. Lineage: Eukaryota; Metazoa; Chordata; Actinopteri; Perciformes; Percidae.
AGGGAGGGAGGGGGUAACGCUGAGGGAAAGAAGGAAGGAGGUCACUAAGGGAUGAAGGGAGGGACAACUAGCAGAAAGGCGAAGGGAACAGGCAUUUGCCUUUUUUGUCAGCUGAGGCCAGGCUGUUGCAGACUAUUACUUGCUGUUGCAUUUUAUCUCUGUUUGGAGAGAGCAUUGUGAAAAGCUGGUAUGGUGUGAAGAAAAACACAUUGUUUGAAGGCUAAUUCAAGGGCACAAUCAUGGAGGAAAUGGACUUUGAGCGUCGCCGGGAGCUGAGGAGGCAGAAGCGGGAGGAGAUGCGCCUGGAAGCCGAACGGUUGGCGAAGAAUGAUGAUGAUGAGGAGGAGGCGGCCCGCGAGAGACGGCGCAGGGCACGCCAGGAGAGGAUGAAGGGCAGGGAGGGUGAUGAGCCGAGCGGACAGCCAGACAGUCUGGUCAUGACCAACAGCCACAGUGUGACAGAGACAGUGUCUGUGAGCAGCUUUUAUGGAGGAGGAGGCGGCGGAGACGACGAAGACCAGGCCCUGCUGGAUCGCAUGGCCAAACGCGAGGAGAGACGGCAGAGACGCAUGCAAGAGGCGCUGGAAAGACAAAAGGAGCUGGACACUACCGGUACAGAGGCGAUGGAGAAAAACAACGCAGAAGAGGAGAGGCCAUCCUCCUGGCGUAGGGGUCGUUACCGUGACAAUGAGGAUGAAGAGGAGAAGACAGAGAUGUACAGCUCAAGAAGAGAGGAGAAGGAGCAAGAGGAAGAAGAGGCUGCUCCUGAGGGUGAAGAGGAAGCAGAUGAGGGUUUAGAUGAAGAGGAGGAGCAGAAAGUGGAGGUGGUGGAGGACAAACCGAGAAGGUCUUACUUGAGGGAACAGAAAUCAACCGAAGAACCUAAAAUUCAAAACAAGGAACCCGCUGAAGAAGAAACACAUUCAGUAGUCAGUGAGAUUUCAAACCAGGCCAAGUCAACAAAUCCAGAAUCUGGGGAAGAUGCAGUAGCAUCAGAGGAGGUACCUGAGGAUGAUUAUUUAGAUCAUUCAUCCGAGAAUAAGUCUAUGACUCUCAGAAAUGACACUGAAGAGGACAAUGAGGUAUCUGAGAUACUGCACUCAGAGGAUGAUAAGGAAAAUGAAAGAGGCAGGUCCAGGGUGGAGAGGGAGGAGCAGAGCAAGCUGAACGGAGGGCUGCACGAGGAGGAAGCUGCUCUCAAACAGCACAGGAAACCUGAGAGGACCUUCAGUCGCGGCAGUGUGCGGUCCCCCGAGGUGUUCACAGGUGACGACCAGGACGACGCUGCCCGCCUGGAGGCAGAACGCAAGCUGGAGGAGCUGAAGCGUCGCCGCGAUGACGCUGAGAGCGAGGAGUUUGAGAGGAUGAGGCAGAAGCAGCAGGAGGCCGAAGCCGAACUGGAGGAGUUGAAGAGGAAGAGGGAGGAGAGGAGGAAGGUGCUGGAGGAGGAGGAGAGGCAGAAGAAGCAGGAGGAGGCGGAGAGAAAAGCCAGAGAGGAGGAGGAGAAGAGGAAGAUGAAGGAGGAGAUUGAAAGGAGGAGAGCAGAGGCAGCUGAGAAGAGACAGAAGGUUGAAGACAAUAUGGACGGGGAAGGCAGACCCUUCAAGUGUGUCAGCCCUCGAGGCUCCUCUUUGAAGAUUGGAGAGAGAGCCGAGUUCCUGAAUAAGUCGGCACAGAAGAGCAGCACUAUGAAGGCAUCUCAUUCUCCUGUGGUGUCCAAGAUAGACAACAGGCUGGAGCAGUACACCUCCGCUGCUCAGCAGAGAGAGAACAAGGAGUCUCGAUCCCCGCGCUCUGGAGCGGUGGAUCUACCAAUGGUUACCGACAGCAUUCGAAACAUCAAGAGCAUGUGGGAGAAAGGCAACGUGUUCGGCUCACCUGGAAGUGGCGGGAGCCCGUUCAAGGAAGCAGCUGUGAUGAAGACAGGCGUGGCGGGUCGCAUUAACGACUGGCUGAAUAAAACCCCGGAGAGCGGCAAAAUGCCAGGAGGAAGGCCAACGGACCUGAAGCCUGUUGAUGUCACCAACAAGAGGAGUCUAUGGGAGAACAAAGGUGCUUCUCCAACCAAGGUGGCAGGCAGAGGGGAGACCAAAUCAGUCGCCAACGGUAUGGGGCACUAAUGUCUUGAAGGAGCCACUGCAGCUGGGGACCACGACAAUCCAAGACUCUUCCUUUGACUUUGUCUUAAGAACCAAAUAAUGAUCACAUUCCCAAGAGGGACACCAAGAAAACGGAGGGACAGGAGAGACGCUGUCCAAGCACUGUACCGAAACAGCAUCAUAUUUUUGUACGGUUGCCAUGUAUAGUGCCUUUGCACAAUGAUUUUUGCUUUCUAAAAGAAACAAAAUGCUGUGAAAUUUGGACAAUUGUAAUUACUAUUACUAAUUACUUUAUACAAUCCUGCCAGGAAGAAAAAAACAAAUGUUAAAUUUAGAUUUUGUUGCCGACAGUUUUGAUAGAGAUGGAGUAGAUGAGUUAAAAGUUUCCACAUUCCAGAGGGAUGGGUGAAAUCAGUUCUCUCCCUCAUACAGUACAUUUUCCAUCUCUUUUUUUAUUUAUAUUUAAAGCUAAAGCUUCACACAUUGCUAUUUUAUUCAACGUUCACCAGUUUCAGGAUAGAAAUAUAAGCACUUAGAAUUUAGCUGAUUUCACUUUUAUUAUGUCUUACCAAUAGUGCAGCAAUGGUCUGAGUAAUAUAUGUUAGCACACGUGAUGUUUUGAAUAUGACCUAUCAUACUGUAUCUUAUAUAACAUCUUUAUACUCGUAACAAAAGGUAUGUUUGUUUUUUGUAUCCAGAAACUAUUCACCAACAGGCAGUUAAUUUUGGUGGUGAGGAGUGUUGAAGAUUCAGAAGGCCAUUAUGACUUUUAUUAUCCAUAAUGUCAUUUUUAUUUAUGUUUUAAUGUGUUUUGUCCUUUUCUAUUUCUAGCUGUUUUGUAGCUUUUGUACCUGUUUGAUCACUUUAAAAUCUUCAGACAUUCCUCUUAAAAAGCAGGUGCACAAGGUGCCUUUUUUUGUAGGUUUGCCAAUGUAGGAAAUGAGCAAACCAACCCUCUUAAAUCUACCUUAACUUCUACUAAUUACUAACUUCUUUAUUGCCUCUAUGCACACUCUUAUGCUCAACGAUCAUUUUCUAAUUGAGGGCAUACAAAGUAAAAUCAGGGUGCCUAAGCAAAUAACAAUAAUAGUACAAUACAAGGAUAUUUACCACUAUGUAAGUCUUUUGGCCUUAUGAUUGCAAUGAAAAAAAUGUAUGUAAGCUGAGGUACAGUACACGAUUGCCUCAAAGCAACUCGUUCUGAUAUUAGGACUUAUGACAUUCAGUAGCACAUUCCCUUUCACAGUUUUUGUGCGGCACAAGCUUUGAUAAUAACGGUUUGACGGGGCAUUAAAUUGAUUGAGGUUACUGCUCAAAAGUCUGACAAUCACAUUCCAUGGCUCCUAAAAAAGAGCAGGGGAGCUUGACCAAAAUAUUUUAAGCGUGAUUUAAUGUGACAUUAUGUUUUUUUUUAAUACAGUGGUUUUAUAAUGGCGUUUGUUUUUGUUUUUUACCACCUUGUGUCCAUGUUAUGUUUUUUAAAAGUUCUUCUAUGUUUAACCAGACACUUGUUUGUGUAGCGCAAAGCCUAUGCAAAACACAAUCUGUAGCCUCUCUAAACGCUCCCAAUGUCAUACAAGUGGGCAGUUACCAACUGGAUGAAUGUUUUAAACAUUGUACGCUUCACUCAACAACAGCAAUAAAGACAUUGAGGUAUUCCA